This is a messenger RNA of Hypoxylon fragiforme, 3129 nucleotides long. RefSeq names its product secretory pathway Sec39. Lineage: Eukaryota; Fungi; Ascomycota; Sordariomycetes; Xylariales; Hypoxylaceae. The record is from RefSeq and is a predicted model, not a curated record. Gene Ontology annotation, biological process: retrograde vesicle-mediated transport, Golgi to endoplasmic reticulum. The transcript has 3 exons. The coding region runs from base 248 to 3037 and encodes 929 amino acids.
UCUAAUUCAAACCUUAAAGCUUCCAGGUUAUUAAAGCCACAACUAGUACCCUAGGUUAGGUACCUAGUAGGUAUAUGUCACCUAGAGGUGUGUUGAAACUUGUUCCUGUCAUUGAUGCCAACAUCCUGCCAACAUCCUGCCAACAACCUUUGCAGUCUACCCAAUGCCCUCCAUACCUAUCUUUCUCAUAGAUAAGUGAAAAAAAAACCCACGAAAAAACGAAGGUCAUGCAUAUAGUGCCUUCAAAAUGACCCCGCUUCCCUCCGCGCCGCGCAUUAUACUCCUUGCUACGCAUCUCGCCGCCAAAACCGACAUCGAAGGGUUGGCAAUUCUCGCCGCUCAACACACCAAGGUCCUGCGGCAAGAUUUGUUGCUUCGAAUCCUUCUAACAUGUCUACCCGAGACACUGCCACCUGUUAAAUAUGUUCCUCUUGUUCAAUAUCUCGAAGACGGAAAUCUCGAAAAAGGUGUUCAACUGCGAGAGCUCGAUUGGUCUUCGGUACAGGACUUUACUGAAGAUGAGGCUACCAGGAAAGUCCGCAAGCUACGACUAUUGCCUCUUGCCUACGAGAAUCCCCCCGCCGACGUAUCCCAAGACCCUGUUUCCCUCUUCUUAAUCCAUCGUGCGCGUCGCGUCGAUGAGGCCGCCGGCUUGCUAGCUCAAUUGCCUGACUUGAUCGUGCCCUUCCUCGACCAUGCUCCCUGCAUUCGAACAUGGACGGUCUCAGUUUUAUUACCUCUCCUUCGCCGAAACCACGAGUACUACCCUAACGAACCCGCUAUCCAAACCCUGUCCGCCUUUGAGCAGAUGAAUGACCACGCCGCAAUCGACUUAUUGUUAUCGCACACCGGCGUACGUAAUGAGGACUUACUACAUGUGGGGAGGGACCUCCGCGGUCUAAUAGGGCCAUGGUUAUAUAACGACGCAAGAUGGACUCGUAGUGAUGAGAAAGGUCACUCUCCAGGCCAUUCUUCAUCUACGACUUGUAUUAUAUGUCCAGGUUGGGAACGUGUCCUGGAAUGGAUUACGGAGCGGGCUUCCAAAUCGUGGAAGGUCGCGGUAAAAGCCAUAGACCAAUGGGAUGGUCCGGGAGAUGCCGAUCUGGGUGGCUACGCUUCCAUCUGGCUAGACGACGAAGAUCUAGGGUAUCUUGAAAAAAGAUAUGCUCGUGCUGCUCUAGCCUCAGCGUAUUUGAUACCCGAAGCUUCUGUUGAGUCCUUGAUAGGUGUUAAUAGUAUUAUUACCAAGAUCAUGGCCUUGCUGGACCUGGAUACUUGCCCUACGCUACAAGUCGCUUCAUCUCUUCUUGCACCUUUCUCUGAUCCCAAUGGAAAGCAGCUUCUCUUCGCUAAGAAUGCCACACAUAUGCGUAAUGACUUACUAGCCGAGUCAAACAUACUCACCGCGCCAACCGAAACUACCACAAGACUCUUGCAUGUUCUAACAUUGAGCGCCUUUAUCUUGACUAAAAUCGGAGUACCUUGCACUGUUCGGAAAGCAGGGGAGUUGGCUUUCCUGCAAGAUGAGCAAGAACAAAGAGCAGAGGCUGCUCAAUAUCUCCAUUUGUUAGUCAGUAACGGCCCCAAAACGGAUGACAAAUAUUGGAUUAGAGCAAGGAAUGAACUUUUAUGGCUUCGAGAUUGGGGUGCAGAAGAGGUCCAAGACUCUCGCAAUGUUCGAAUCCCGGGGGUCUUGGGUCAGUUAAAAAAGGAAUUCCUUGAGACCGAGUGUCUCAAGGCAUUCUUAAGUAACACUCGCUACUCCCUCGCGAGAUCCAUAUACGAAGAUGCUCCAGAGAAGCCCCUCGAUAAUCAUGUGCUGCAGGACACAAUCGUUUCUGCGGCUAUGCACGCCUAUGAUAACGCGUCUAACCCUCACCGUGGCCGAGGUGGUCUAUUGAAAUGUGAUGACAUAAUACAUGCAUUUCCCCGAACAUUACCGGAAACGCAUCCUGCGUCUAAGCGGGUCGAGGCUCUCCUUAAAGCGACACAUGGACUGAGUGAGUACCGCCUUAUAUUGAAGAAAGGAGAGCCAUUCACCCCGGUCGUGCUCCGAGUACACACAGACCCCAUCUCUAUAAUCGGAAAGGUGUUGGAGCAGAACCCCAAAAGCUACACUCGAAUCCAAGAUUUCUUAGAAAUGGGAACCAAUAUGGUCGAUGCUGGGCUAUUAACCCAUAGCAAGCAACCCGAGCAGUUACAAUCGGUCACAAAGCCGGUAUGGUGGCAAUCUCUAGUUGAGAAACGGAUUACUGCCUUGUGCGUUGACGCCGCUCUUACAGAAGAUGACUUCGAGACAGCAUAUUCUUAUGUUGUCAACCGGUUAACCACAGCUAGUAACUCGCCGGGGUCGACUCCCAAGCCAAGAGAAGGGCUCUUACCAAAGGGAGCCUACGCAAACGUUCACUCGGCUACGUUGACCGAUGACUAUUCUUGGAAAGCUGCACUGCAGGCAGGUAAAUACCGCCGCACGGCGCGAACAGUGAAGCCGACACAUAUCGGCACUGCCAGUGGCAAUCCUGACAUCCGACACCUUGAACAACGAAUAGAGUGCUUAGCAACGGCACUACGCGUCGCACCAGCCCCGGCCCUCCAGGAGAUUUUAAACGUCUUCCGCAAGUGUGAAGAGGAGUUGAAUGCCGCCGUAGGGGCUGAAGAGGCGCAAGAGCUGGCUUGGGAUGACCGAGGCGAUUUUCAAGUUAUGCCCGGUGCCUUCAACAGUACCGUACCAGCCGGUGUUGUGAGGGGCACCAAGCAAACCUCCUCACGACAUGUGGAAGAAGCCCCUAUGUCGCUCUUUGACCUAUCACGAGCAAGUAUAAGCAGAGCGCAACGAAACCUAGCUGCGCUAUCUAGUCUCCAACGCAGCGGGAAUACUAGGUCAGAUGAAAGCCAGGACGAGAAAGAGGACGGUUCUAGUGAGCCUAGAGUUAGAAGGAGGGAUCAGCUAAGGGAGGCGGCUGUUGGAACCCUAGCGUCAAGUGUUGGUUGGCUCAUCGGAGCACAGCCUAUUGACAGAACAGGCGAAAGAGUAUAACCUAGGUACUGGGGUAGGUACUAAGUGGAUAGGUAGAUAGGUAGAUAGGUAGAUAGGUAAAUAGGUAAAUAGGUAAAUAGGUAAAUAGGUAA